Gossypium raimondii (Peruvian cotton) is the source of this 2578-nucleotide messenger RNA. Its product is annotated as WPP domain-interacting protein 1. The transcript has 3 exons. The record is from RefSeq and is a predicted model, not a curated record. Bases 266 to 2176 code for a protein of 636 amino acids. Lineage: Eukaryota; Viridiplantae; Streptophyta; Magnoliopsida; Malvales; Malvaceae.
UAUGCAAUACUUUUUAGUUUUACUUUUCAAAUAGUAUUAUUUUAUUUUAUUUUUUUAUUUAAUAACACCAUAAUUUCUCUCCCGAUAAUGAUUUUCAUGGCGUAUAUAACUGCAAAUCUAUCCACAGAUUAGGGUUUUCCGUUCCCUUCAAUCUAUCUUCUUCUUCAAUUUCCAAACCCUCAUUCACAAUUUCUGUGAAGAUAUUGCCCUAAAAGUUCUUGAUCUCGAUCUUGUUCUUGAUUAAAUCUUGAACGGAUUAAUAGUUAUGGAUUUGGAGAGUGAAUGUUCUGCGGUUGAAUCUUUGGAGGAUAAUGAAUCCACUCAAAACACUGUGCCUCAUGUUGAUGCUAAUAAGAUCAAGGAUAAUCACGUUGAUGAUUGCAAGAGUAAGGAUAAUGGGCUAUGCGGGAAUGAUGAUCAGACACAGAGUUUGUCCACUGAUCGUGGCGUUGUUUCUGAUGAUUUCGCAGUGGAUAGUCAUGCGAAUGGUCCUGUUGGGACUGUACGGUCGAUGCAUUCACCUACUGUACCAGUUGAAUCUCGUGCUGCGUCGUCUCCUCCUACCACCAAAGGCUAUGGAUUGAAGAAAUGGAGGCGUAUCAGAAGGGAUUUUGUUAAGGAUCCGACCGCCACUGUGGAUGGUUGUAAAAUAUUGAAGCGAGGUUUGUCCGGUUCUGCAAAUCCAACUGAACCUCAACAGAAUGCAUCAGCUGAAAUCAAGCAGAAUAAUAAGCCUCAUAUUGGGCCUCUGAAUAUAUUGAAGAACACAAAUGUUGCCAUUGGGUUCAUGAAUCAUAGCCCCAGUUCAGAUUCCAGGUUUGCAGUUGGGGUGCCUUCUGCUGCUACUACUGACUCUGAAAAUAGCGAGGAUCGAAGUAGCAAGUCUUCUACGGCAGCCAGUAUGCCAAAGGCGAGAUAUGACCUGCCUACUGUUUUGGGGUACGUGCAUGGGAAAAACCGUAUGAAGAAUUUAAGUGGAAAAUUUGUGGGUAAUUCAAGUAAAAAAGCUCAACAGGGAAAGGGUUAUGUUGAAAGCAGUAAGAAGCCGAGAGGAGAAAGGAUCAAAAUCGAGAAGGAAAACUCUCAAUCCAGUGUUGAAUCUGACUCAAGAAACUCCAACUUUGGCUUUGUGUUGAGUCCAGUUUCAGUGACAAGCAACGGAAAGCAAAGUGGAAGUUCCAUGAAUCAUGAUAGGAGAAAUGGUGAUGAAGCUCAUGAAGGUGAAGGCCAGAGCAAUGAGGAAGUACAGACUACUCAUAGGAAAGAAAGUUCCUGUGAAAUUGAAGAACUUUCACUUGAUGAUUUGGCUGCGAACUUGUCUUGGGAGGCUAAGGAAGAAAAAAGUGAGAGUCGCCAACCUUCACCAGAUCAGGACCCAUUGGUCAACUCUAUUCUUUCUCUCCGUUCUGUCCAAAAAGCCCUUGAAAGUGAAUUAUAUAAAUUCGGGGAGAUUGGAAAGGAAAAUGCAUCUCAAGAUGAUGAUUUGGUUAGCAUGAAAAAUGAUCAUGUGGAUUCUACUUUUGCUGAUCAGGAAACUAGCCCAUCUGACCGAUUAGCUUCUGAAAAGAUGAGUGGAAGUACUUUGGGUUCCUUGGAAACUCAGUUAUUCACCUUAACACACAAAGUAAAAUAUUUGGAGAGCAAACUAGACGAAGCAAGGGCUGUACUGCAGGCAAGGGAUUCAAAGAUUUCUGAACUGGAAACCAGUGUAAAUGGUAGCAGGUCAAGGAAGGAAGAACCAGGAAGCACGGCAGGGUUGUGGCAAGAAAAAUACAGAGAAAUGGAAUUCGACCUUGAGGGCCUCUUUCAACAGAGAAUGGAGGCUGAAAUCGAGUUUCUAACCCUAACCAGUGCAGUACAAAAAUUGAAAGUUUCUGUAGGCAAUCAUCAACUCAAAGUAUCUGAAGAUCAAAUUCCAUUCGCCAGGGAGCAAGCCUGGAUGUCAAAUAAGCUGGGAGAGGCAGAAAAUACAGCUGCUGCAACACCAAUGAUACAAGCAAGGGAGUUGGAGAAGUCUUAUGGAGACGCCUUAGGUACCAACAACGUUUUGAUGAUGCAGAGGAGAGUGUUUAAGGUAACAUUAUGUUUUUUCACGCAGUUGGUAUUACUCAUUUUAGUGUUCGUGUGGGUUGUCUUGCAGUUGUCAUCCCAUUCAGGGAUGGUUGUUCCCACCUGAGGUUUUUAUUUUUGGUGGUAUGAUCCAAAUGUAAGAUUUCAUUGUUAGUAUAAUUAGAGCCAUUUUUUCUUUUCCCUUUUCCCCACUUUUGUUUUUGUUAAUACCACAACUUCCUUAAAAGUGGAAACCCUUUUUACAGGAUUCACUUGAGUUGAGCUUUUCACUAUAGAUUUUUAUAUUAGUAGUAUAAGAAGGUUGUUUAUGUGUGGAGUAUAAUGCUAGGUUUUUAAUAUGUAAUUUAUUGGUAAAAUCCCUAAGGUAGUCAAUUCCCUACUGGUUCCGGUCAUAUCGGCUGGUACAUACUAGUGGAAAACUGUACACUGAAACAUUUCGGUGCUGGUUUGUGCCAUAAUAAAAAACGGUACUUUCACCGGUGUGAUCUGAUUACUUUGAAAGAUGAAA